Messenger RNA from Helianthus annuus (common sunflower), 1099 nucleotides. RefSeq names its product DNA replication complex GINS protein psf3. Gene Ontology annotation, cellular component: GINS complex. Lineage: Eukaryota; Viridiplantae; Streptophyta; Magnoliopsida; Asterales; Asteraceae. The transcript has 5 exons. The record is from RefSeq and is a predicted model, not a curated record. Gene Ontology annotation, biological process: mitotic DNA replication initiation. The coding region runs from base 706 to 1017 and encodes 103 amino acids.
CAUUGAUAAGGCUUUUGCAAUUUAGAGAUGGAGUAGUUAAGUGGAGAAGAAGCUGAAGUAAGAUAAAUAAUUAAAGAUAUAUAAAUAGUUAAAAUCUAUCUACUCACAAGAUAGGUAAAAGUGUAAGGCUGGACGGUAUGGGCACCGUCCAGCAACGUCGACCCUCCGUCGCCGCCCCCCUCUCCAUUUCGAGCCCUCCGUCGCCGUUCCUCCAUCGUCGCCGUCGUCGGGUUCUCGACGCCAAGGACGGUCCUCCCCCUCUCUCACACCCCAAUAAAACCCCAAAUCCAAAAUCAACCCCUUCUCCCAAAUCCAAAAUCAAACCCUUUGAGAGAGAGUCACGAGAUAGUGAGGUGGUGAUGGCAUUCGAAGAUGGCGGCGGCAGCGAUUGACUGAGUUGUUGAUGGUGAUGGAGAAGGGUGGUAGUGGUUGAGAAGAUGGUGGUGGAGCCGACGGCAGCAGGGGUCGCCGGCGCUCCGGCUCAUGACCCGUAGCAGCGGCGGCAAGCAUUCAACAGAAACCCUCGAUUUGGACUAAGCAUAUGAACCUUGACUGAAAAUGUCCUGCUACAAAUUUAAUUGGCAUGUAUGAUUGGGUAAUUAACAAUUAUGCUGUUGAUUUGCACCCCAAUCUGGUUCUUUACACUUACUCAGUUAGUGAGUUCUGGUGACAAAUUGUUAUUAACAACAAGCUCUUGCUUUAAUCAUGGGUCAGUAUCAUGAUAUUGAUGACAUCCUAGCAGAUGAAGAGCUUGUUCCAGCAGUGUUCUUGGAGGCGGUAAAUGGAGUUGCUUUGUUUGAAGCUAAUGACACAAACAGGGUAGAACCUAGGUCAAAGGUCGAAUUGCCGUUCUGGCUUGCUAGUGAACUUCACCUGAGACAUGCAACUUCUGUUACCAUUCCUCCGUGUUUCGGUAAAAAAACUCAAGAAGAAAUUGGGGCUGAUGGUGCUCAUGUGGACUUAAGAUCUCGAUGUUUGUAUAUUUAUGAGUUAGGAUGCAAGAUAUUGCAAUUGUGAGUAUUAGUUUUUGCUAUCGUGUAUGGUUAAGAAUUUGUUUUUGUAGAUUUUGUAUUAUUGUUGCUGCAAGAUUCCGCUUUUA